AUGGACGAAGAGAUGAUGGACGAUCUCUUCGGCGAUGGUGGCGGUCUGUCAAUUCCUUCUCGACCACCUUCGAAGGAACUCUACCAACGACUUGACGAUUUAAGACGAGGUGGAUGCUGCCAGGGCAUCGCAUGGUCAAAUUGGGGAUGUAUAGCAACGAUUGCUUCCUCUGGAGCUAUCUUAGAGCUCAGAAAUCUUCGUUGUCACCCGGAGGAUGCAAAUCUGGAUGGCGGCCCUCUAAAACAUUUGUGCUGGAGCACAAGUGGUUCUGAGUUGGCAGUCAUCGAUACAGCUGGAAGAGUAAAUAUACUAUCUUUGUUUUCGUCUUUAAAUAAGCCUACACUACAUAGGCAUUGUCAAAUGGAUCCGAUAGAUGAGCUAUGUGGUAUCGUUGGCUGUCACUGGCUCACACCUGCGCCGUAUCAGGCAAACCGCCCGGCACAGUUAAAUGGUCCGGCCGUGAAAGAGGGUUCCUCAUACAAAUAUGAGACCUCGGCAGCACCUGUGUAUGGACCCUUUCAUCCUGUUUUGGGGAAAUCCGCGCUCGUGUGCGUAACUACAAAUGGCACCCUAAGAAUCAUUUAUCCUCAGGUCAAUGGGAAGUACGCGGAAGUACACACAGAGCUCGAGAGUAUUGUAUCGUCUGAUGAUCUUAUAACGCACGCUGCGAUUGGAAGCGAUAGAAACCAGACUUUACUGAUUGCUUUUGCCACCACUUCCAAGCAACUAAGAGUGGUAAGGGCUGUGAUAGAUUGGGGUCAACAAAAACCAACAGAAAGGGGCGCUCAGCCUGUACCACAGCAACCCUUAAACCCUUCGAUCAGAACCCGACAUGUCGCAGUAACGAGCUGGCUGCAUGACAGUCCUUCUGACAACAUAAAUUCUUUGAAUACAGAGUCGUCAAUGAUGCAGUUGUCUCAUCUUGAGUUCUUACCAUCAAGCUUAGAACCUGGGGGAAGAUUAACUCCUCCCACAAUCGUCGCAGUUCGCUCUCAUCUACCGCCAUCUAUGGCGCAUUAUAACCAGGAAGUACAUACCGUUGUGGACAGAUGGGAAAUCCGCGAAAAGAUGCAAACCGUUCACCCAGCCUUUGAGCAACUAAGUUCAAGAAGGAACAGUAUUGGAUCGCCCCCACAGGCCAUGUCUUUUCUGAAAAAGUUAGAUAGCUUUACGGUAAACAAGAUUUUACUUGCGAUACAACCAAUCAAUCUCGGCCGAGUCUUGUUCUUUAUGUAUAGUGAUAGCUCUGUAGAAUAUCGAGACCGAACAACUAUGGCAGAGACUUUUACAGAUAAUGAUCUGGACAGAGUUUGGCAUCUUUCGCAGAUUGGUUUCACGUAUCCUGAAGAUGAGCCAUGCUUACAGGUGGCGUUAUCUCCCAGCUAUUGUUCAAUGGUUCAAAUCCGCAAUGAUGGCAAGGUUAAAUGGAAGCAGCUGGAUUAUGCUAUAGGGGACAUUGGCUCAGAUAACAGUGAUCCUCAAUAUGCAGCCGUAGUGGCAGCUCUUGCCUUGUCUUGUUCGAGUGCCGUGAUGAGAAACGUGGCUUACGAUGACCUGCUUCCGAUCGCCGCAAAAUACUCUAACACGAAUCUCACUUUCGACUGGCUUGUUGAAUUAUCUUCAGUUCUGAAGGUGCCUCUUGAUUACUCCGAGGAACAGCAUGCCGAUCUGCUCAUCCGAAAUUCAACUAUUCAAUUAUUUCACAGCAUUCAGAGCUCUCUUGGGUUCCGUGGCGAAUUCGAACCACGAUCAUUCCCUGGUAAGCUAUCUUGGCUUGUUCUACAACUUAGAAAUAUCGUAGUCCUCGUUACGAUGGCUGCCAACCUUGGCGUUCGAGGAGAUGGACCAAAUCCUAAUGAGAAAACCUCCCCACUGGAUGAUCCAGAAGUAAUUAAUGCUCUAGCAGGCUCUGUACGGUGGACUUUAGAUCUUAUGGCCUGGCUUACAGACACUUUACUCACGCUAUCUUCAACUCUUCCUCCAGGAAUGGAUCUUACCAAUGUCAAAGGGUUCUCUCUCCCAGAGUUGCAUGCUCAUUUGGUUAAGACUAAUACAGUGGCCUUACACCUCCUGCUUUCUUCAUCUACCCGUGGUUUUCUAACGGCUAUCUGCCGCCGUCUAUCACAUCUCGACUGGAUUGCACGACGAGCAAUCACACCAUCUGCCGGCAAUACAGGCUCCGGAACACCAAACACCCAAGGCAGCAACCCAGACAAACAACCCUCCCCAGCCCUCCGCAAUGCCUACCUCCACAUCGCCACCAUAACAACCAACACCAUCCUCCGCAUCAAAACAAUCGACACGCUCCUCUCGGCUCUCACCACCUCCAUCAAAGACGUCUACAGCACCAUCCUACCCAAAAGCCAAACCAGCGACAAAUCCACCGACAAAGCCAACGAAAAAGCCCGCAACGCCUACGAAAUCAAAAUCGCCUUCGGCGGGCCCUUCCCCGAAGCCUUCAAACCCAUCAUCGUCGAGCUCUUCAGGGCCGACGGUCUCCUGGCCGCCGUCCGGGAAGACAUCGAGCCCGCGAAACUCUUCUUCGCAGAUUUCUCCCUCCUGGAAGUUAAUGAGGAUAAGGCUAGUCUUGCGAAACGAAAAGCCUCGGGCAUGACGAUGGAUUGUUUCCGCAAGACGUGGCUGCCGAAUCCGAAGAAGGGGAUGGAUUUGGUGGAGGGGAAACAGGUUCCACGUUGGAGACGCUGUGCUAGGUGUGCGGCGGUCAUGGUGGAUGUUUUGACGGAGAGGAGGGCGUUGCAGUGGUUGAUUAUGCAGCAGAGACGGUGUUUUUGUAGUGGGUAUUGGAAUACGGUUGCUGCGGGGGAGACCGUUGCUUGA
Messenger RNA from Glarea lozoyensis ATCC 20868, 2838 nucleotides. RefSeq lists its product as uncharacterized. The transcript has 10 exons. Lineage: Eukaryota; Fungi; Ascomycota; Leotiomycetes; Helotiales; Helotiaceae. The record is from RefSeq and is a predicted model, not a curated record. Gene Ontology annotation, cellular component: mediator complex. Gene Ontology annotation, biological process: positive regulation of DNA-templated transcription. Bases 1 to 2838 code for a protein of 945 amino acids.